Messenger RNA from Arabidopsis arenosa, 775 nucleotides. NCBI's taxonomy places the organism in Eukaryota, Viridiplantae, Streptophyta, Magnoliopsida, Brassicales, Brassicaceae. The record is from the annotation of a GenBank genome assembly.
AUUGGGAGGAGAGAGAAGAAUUAGAAACAGCGAGAAUAGAUCCGAGGAAAUUGUCGGAACCAGAAGGAGGAAGAUGGGAGAUAUCUGGGCAUGGCUUAUUUCCUUCUUCUUCCUCAUCGCUCUUGUCGGAAUCAUCGUCUAUCAGCUUGUUUGCUUAGCCGAUCUCGAGUUUGAUUACAUCAACCCUUACGACUCUGCGUCGAGAAUAAAUUCAGUGGUUUUACCGGAGUUCAUUGUUCAAGGAGUUCUAUGCGUAUUCUACCUCCUAACAGGGCACUGGGUCAUGACACUCUUAUGUCUCCCCUAUCUCUACUACAACUUCCAACUUUACUCGAAACGACAACACUUGGUAGAUGUCACCGAGAUCUUCAAUUUGCUCAACUGGGAAAAGAAGAAACGGCUGUUCAAGCUUGCUUACAUUGUCCUUAACCUCUUUCUCACUAUCUUCUGGAUGAUUUAUUCGGCGCUGGAUGAUUACGAGGACUGACUAAUGAAAACAUGGUCCAUCUAUCAUCUGAUUGACACUGCGCUUAAAGAUACAGCGACAUGCUCGUAGACAUGAAAAAAUGAAAGGAAAAGUGUUUGCGUUGUUAUAUGAUUCGAUGUUUGUAAGAUUAGUGGCAGGAAGAUUUGUGUAUCUAUUUCUUUCUUAGAAACAUGUUCAGAUCCUGACUCCUGAGUUAACUGUUUUUGAUGUUAUGUCUUGAUCAUUAGUUCAAGCUAUCGAGCUCGUAAGCUACUGUGGUUACAGAUGCAAUGAAACUGAAUGAUUUCA